CAGACCAAAUAAAUGGAAGUUAUAUUUAUAGAGAACAAAUAGAUAAAAAUAGUAGCUUUCUUUCAACGGACCAAAGAUAUGAAAGUAAAGAUUCUACUUCGUCAAACCCCUCGAUGAAGACAACAUUCACAGAAUUUUCGGAAUGUUCUAUGGGAGAAGAAGAACUAAAAAUUCCCGCAAAUCAACCUACUAUUCAUAAUGAUGCUGUUUCGGUAGCAAUGCAAAUGACGCAACCUGACGAUGUAUCCACCGUUCCUGAUCUAUCGAAGGUUCUUGUGAUCUAUACGGGUGGUACCAUUGGCAUGAAAAAUACUCAUCUUAAUGGAUAUAUUCCUGUCCCAAAUUAUUUUACAAAUACACUUGCUGAAAUGUCUCGAUUUCAUGAUCAAAGCUUUUUCGACAAAAGCUUGAGAUAUGAUCUUGAAGGUUGUGAUGAUGAAGAUCCAAUGUAUUCUAAUAAAAUUUUUAUUAAAGAUUAUUGGGGUAUUGAGGAUUCGGGAAUAAUGUGCAUUUCGCGUAGAGUCUUGGUGACUCCACCUUCUUUCCAAGGAAAGAGGAUAAAAUAUUCUAUAGUCGAGUAUGAACCACUGUUGGAUUCGUGUAAUAUGAUAAGUGAUGAUUGGGUUAGAAUUGCAACUGAUAUUGAGCUAAAUUAUCAAUCAUAUGAUGCUUUCAUAAUAUUACACGGGACUGAUACUAUGGCUUAUACUGCUAGUGCACUUAGUUUUUUAUUGGAAAAUUUGGGAAAAACUGUAAUUGUAACUGGUUCUCAGGUUCCGAUAUCUGAAGUUCGAAAUGAUGCUGUCGAGAAUUUACUCGGUGCACUUACUAUUGCCGCCCCUCCAAUUGAAGGUGUAAUAUUAGAAACUUAUGGUGCUGGAAAUGCGCCAGAUACUCGUGAUGAUGUUAUGGGUGCUUUAAAAGAGGCUGCUGCUCGAGGCGUUGUGAUAGUUAAUUGUACACAAUGCAAAAAGGGAACCGUAACCGAUCUUUAUGCUACAGGUAAAGCAUUGACUAAAGUUGGUGUUGUGCCGGGUAAUGAUAUGACUCCUGAGUGUGCUCUUGUUAAGCUCUCAUUCCUACUUGGUUAUCGGAAUAUCAAAGAUGAAAAAUAUUCCCCGGAAACCGUUAGAUUGUUGAUGACUAGAAAUAUGAGGGGUGAACUCACUGUCGUAGCACCUAAGCCAAGAUAUACAUUUCACAAUAGAACACAUAAAAUUAUACAAAAUAUGAUAGCUGCGGCUGUGGAUUCGAAACAAGGAUCGUUGGACUCAGCAUUAAUGAUGAACGUUCAAGAAAAAGUUUUAUUGGAAAAAUCUCUGUAUCCUAUUCUGCUGUGUUCAGCGGCUGGAACAGACGAUUUAGAAGGAUUACAAUUGCUUUGGGAUAGUUAUGAAGGAUUGGUUUUAAAUUGUAUAGAUUACGAUGGUAGAACACCCUUG
Racocetra persica is the source of this 1442-nucleotide messenger RNA. The record is from the annotation of a GenBank genome assembly. NCBI's taxonomy places the organism in Eukaryota, Fungi, Glomeromycota, Glomeromycetes, Diversisporales, Gigasporaceae.